UUUUUUUCCCCCUUAAUCGAUAUUUGUGAUUUUUUCUAUUCAAAUAUUUGGUUUUAUUCCAAAUUUUUUCAUACGUAGAAUCAAUGUGAUUCGAGGGUUGUGACAGAGAUGAUUAUCAGUGAAUUAUCCAUUGUAUUUAUUUUCAAAAUAGCUUUUUGAAACAUGUGAAAAUGGGACGCAGGUCAAUAAAAGAAACUGCUGGACAGUUUCAUGGCAUGAAUGAUGUAAUAAGAUGUGUGCAAUACGAAAGUUUUCUUGGUGAAUAUUUUGAGAAAGUUUCCUAUCCAUCGCUUUAUGCAAAUCCCUGUUGGAGAUUCUCCUGAUAAAGUCAAGUUUAGUCUUUUGGUAUAGAUCCAAUAUCCUGUGAGCUCUAACUGGGAGGAAGGGAGAAACUUCCGGUCCGGAUAAAUACCUCGUGUGAUGUGCAAGAAUGAGGGGAUAAUUUCUAGAAUGUAACUCAACAAUUACCUGCAUGCAAUGGUACCGGUAAAAUACAGUAUAUAGGCCAAUGCGCAAACGCCCACGCACAUACCCUUGAUAUUUCAAAGCCAAAAAAAAAGGAUGGAAAUACAUUUUCGUAUGUGUACGUUUAUAAGUGAUUCAUGGACUAUGAUAAUGGAAAUAUGCAUGAAAAUAUCGAAGGUGAACUUGUUACAACCGAGUUUUUGCGCAAAUGUAAAUUAAACUGAUCAUUUGUUUGCCGAUAUCAUUGCAUUUCAUUGUUGCAUACAUUUAUAACCGCAUGUGUAUUAAAUUGAAAAUGCGAAGUAAACUGGAAAAAGCAAUGAAAUAAUGAAAAAUGUAAAAAUUGUACUCAGUGUGAUGUGAAGAUAAAUGGAAAAUAAUAUUUUCUACAGAUGAAUGAAGAACUCGUAUUUAUUCCACCUAUUUGUCAAUUAAAAUUCCCACUUUGUGAAACGUAAUGAGAUAUGCGAUACGUAAAGCCAAUAAUGAUCUCUGUAUAUUUUUAAAUAAACAACGAUAGAUUGUGUCAAUAUUUGUAACAUUUUCACGGUGUUUGGGCUGAAAUUAAAAUCAGUGGCACCCGCUGCUGACUUCGUUGCAUUAAUGCAAGUAAUUGAUUUACCGGGAAUUUGUGUCAUUCGCACGGGAUUUAUAAAGAGACAAAGCAAUCGCCAUUGAGUGAAACUGAUUGUGAAAUUCUGCUGACUGGUUUAAUAUCCUCCGUGAAAUGGCCCACUCUGUGAUACAAAAUGUCAGUUCAAUUAAUUCAUCGUGAUGGCGAAGACACGGGGUAGUGACGAGGAAAUUCAACCACUGAUGAUCAAUGAUGAUGGUGACCAUUAUAUGGAAUAUAAACAUUAUCAUUCAGCAUUGAAACCAGUUAUUAUGAGGGGCGUUGCAAUGCACUUGGCAGAAUGGCAAGCCCACCUGUUCAGUAUUUUCAUGAGAGUCUGCAUAGUAUCUGCUGUUUUCAUAGCUCUCACAUUUGUCACCAUCAUUCUCUUUGCAGGGGAUAGAAAUCCAAGGUGUCGGAUAUCACGAAAUGUUGGGAUUGAGGAAUACCCGAAUGUUUAUUGCAUCAAGCAUGCCAGUCACGCCUGGACACAGGAUGAACUCUGUGCUAUUGAAUCAUCAGCACGCCAAUUUCCUGACCUCAAUGUAUAUAUGGUGAAUCUUCAACGACGUACAUCCCAGACUCCGAACCCAUCUGUCAAUACUUCACUCAUGCCGAAUUUCAGUGCCAUAGAAGACGCAGUGAGUGCACUUACAGAGAGAUAUGCGAAUAUACGCAACAUCGAUAUUGUCGCUUCAACCCUUUUCAAAAAAUCCAUUCUCGGAAAAGUGUAUGAAAAGUUCGAUGAAAGAUUGUUGGAGAUUGCAGUGAAAUCUCAGUUACUGUGGAAUUAUGCUGGAAUUGCACUGAAUCCACUGCAAGUUAAUCGCAUAAAAUAUUUAAAGGAUUAUCUUUGCAAAUCGAAUGAAUUGUGCAAGCCAUUGAAGAGCGCCGCAAUUAGCUCGGAUGGAAGUCUCCAAGUGUCGCCAGUCCCUUGUCACGCUUUUUUCGAGGCAAUUAUAAAAAAAUUAGCUGAUGGAUCUCACGAUGAACGUAAGAUCGUAGAUGAAUCCUAUAAGACGUUCUGCGCUGAACCAGAGAAAUGCAUCACCGUGGAAAUCCUCUCGAAUCUAUCUCGAAAUAUAUCUCAUCGUUUUACAUGCCCUGUGAUAUUCCCGGCGGAUGUUCACAGAUCGAAGAUGAACGUUACCACUACCUCGAGAUAAAACUGCCAUUCCCAAUUUAGACUCGAAAUUUUAUUUGUCGAAUGUGAUUGCAGCAUUGAAUAUCCAGAAUUGAUGUCUUCCAGAUUUAUUGGAAAGAUCUCAGUUCAUAGAGACGAACUACUCCGAGCCAGCACCAGAGUUCUCCCACUGAAACAAUUAAUUAAUAAAGUGUAAACGAAAUAGUCCAUUCUGAUAACAAUAAGAAUUAUUUUUGCUACGGAAUUUUAAA
This is a messenger RNA of Fopius arisanus, 2473 nucleotides long. RefSeq lists its product as uncharacterized. NCBI's taxonomy places the organism in Eukaryota, Metazoa, Arthropoda, Insecta, Hymenoptera, Braconidae. The transcript has 6 exons. The record is from RefSeq and is a predicted model, not a curated record. The coding region runs from base 1240 to 2244 and encodes 334 amino acids.